AAUUAGCUUUUUCGGAGUCAACAAUCAAAUUUUCAUUCAGCUUUGGGACACAUUCAGCAGCAGGCAGAAGUGGCAGCAGCAACAGCAGCAGCAGGAGCGCAGGAGCUAAGAAAAUCUCAAGAAAAAACCUCGACCUCGGCAACAGGAGCAACACACAGCAACAGAGCGAGCAUCCAGGGGAUAGAGAAAAGAAUGCGAAGUCGCACCGAGCUGGUGACCACCACAUUUGUGGAAAGCGACGAGGAGGACUACAGUCCGGACGACGAUUCCGAUUCGGAGGAGGACUGGCGCCCCACCAAAAAGCGACCACCAAAGCAGUCGCGUAUCGGUCUGGCCGUUGCUGGAGUCUCUGGAGCUGGAGCAGGCGCUGGCGGAGCAGGUGGCAGUGAGGGCAGUCGCAAGCGAAAGGCUGCUGGAACGACCGCGAAGGCAACGAAGCGUCGCCACUCGAAGCUGGACAGUGAUGACGACUCGGAAAACGAUGAUGAUGACGAUGACCUAGAAACGGAUCCCAGCGACGAGGACUUUGAGUAUCCGCUGGCCAGCACCUCGAAGCGGCCGCAAAGUCUGCCGCCGAAGAAGCAGUUCGUGAAGCUUCACCAGGUGGAUCUGUUGAUGAAGAAGGCGGACCUACUCGACAAGGACUGGAUGAAGAACACUCGCCUGUGCCUCUGGCGCAAGGAUGUGCAGGCCAGCCUGUUGCAAAAGUUUCUCAGAGUCAAGUCGGAACCAGGCGAGGAGCAGCUGCUCUUUACCUCCAGCUCUGUGUAUUCCAGCUGGGAUGAGCAGCAAAUUGGCGACUACUUGGAGGUAAAAGCCAACUGCUUGGAUCCCAACAAUCGACGCUUCAAGCUGCACGAUCUGGAGAGCAUUAUGAAGGUGUCGCAGGAGCUGAUGGCGGAGCAGCAGGACACUGAUGAUCCGGAAGAUGAUGAAGGCAAUCCCGAGGAUACCGAGUUUGAGGCAGAGCUAGAGUCAGAGCCAGUGCCAGAUUUGGAUGAGGAGGACGAAGAAGACGAAGCCCUCGACGAUGAGGAGGAAGAAGCCGAAGAUGAAGGCCAAGAACAUACCGAUGAAACGGAUCCAUAAAUAACAUAGAAAUAAUCCUAAUAUAUAUACAGCGAGGUGAACAUUUGAGAUUCUUAGCCGCGAUGUAAACGUAAACAGUUGGCCAAGUUAGCAUUAGAGAGCGAGACAGUGGGUAUUCCCCGCUGCAUCUUCGUGGC
Drosophila subobscura is the source of this 1226-nucleotide messenger RNA. Its product is annotated as glutamic acid-rich protein. The record is from RefSeq and is a predicted model, not a curated record. The transcript has 2 exons. Lineage: Eukaryota; Metazoa; Arthropoda; Insecta; Diptera; Drosophilidae. Bases 193 to 1089 code for a protein of 298 amino acids.